UACCGUAGACACUUCAAUAGCAAGGGCCCUUUUUAAAGUUCCUGGGGGAAGAGUGAGGGGACCCGGACGAACUGAGGGAAGGGGGCAAAGACUGCGCUCGCAGGAUAAAAAAAAUCACACAUCACCAUCCCCAGAGGAGUGUUUUUACAUUAAAGAUAAGCUGCACCACGGAAAACCAAGGUCUUGCCUGCCCGAGAACGUCAAAAAAUAAAGAAAAUGGCGGAGCCGGACAAAUUAAACAUCGACUCUAUAAUUCAGCGUCUCUUGGAAGUCAAGGGCUCUCGGCCAGGGAAGAACGUUCAGCUGACAGAGAGUGAGAUUCGUGGCCUUUGCCUCAAGUCACGUGAAAUCUUCCUGAGCCAGCCAAUCCUGCUUGAACUAGAGGCCCCCCUCAAAAUCUGUGGUGAUGUCCAUGGUCAAUACUAUGAUCUGCUCCGGCUGUUUGAGUAUGGUGGCUUUCCCCCAGAAAGUAACUACCUAUUUCUGGGGGACUACGUUGACAGAGGGAAGCAGUCACUGGAGACUAUUUGCCUGCUUCUUGCUUACAAGAUCAAAUAUCCAGAGAACUUUUUCCUGCUGCGUGGCAACCAUGAAUGCGCCUCUAUAAAUCGCAUCUACGGUUUUUAUGAUGAGUGUAAGCGACGGUAUAACAUUAAACUGUGGAAGACCUUCACAGACUGUUUCAACUGUUUACCUGUGGCUGCCAUUGUAGAUGAGAAAAUCUUCUGCUGUCAUGGAGGCCUCUCUCCUGAUCUUCAGUCUAUGGAGCAGAUACGCAGAGUAAUGCGACCCACAGAUGUGCCUGACCAGGGUUUGUUGUGUGAUCUGUUGUGGGCGGAUCCAGACAAAGAUGUGCUCGGCUGGGGUGAAAACGACCGUGGUGUCUCCUUCACAUUUGGGGCAGAUGUGGUGGCCAAAUUUUUGCACAAACACGACAUGGACCUAAUAUGCAGGGCACAUCAGGUGGUAGAAGAUGGAUAUGAGUUUUUUGCAAAGAGGCAACUUGUCACUUUGUUCUCGGCUCCCAACUACUGUGGAGAGUUUGACAAUGCCGGUGCCAUGAUGAGUGUGGAUGAGACACUCAUGUGCUCCUUCCAGAUUCUGAAGCCAGCAGAUAAGAAGUUGUAUCCUUACGGAGGAGGGGGAGGAAUGGGAUCUGGGAGACCAGUCACCCCGCCACGAAAUUCAGCCAAGGCUGCCAAGGCCAAGAAAUAACACCCACUUUGUCUCCUCCCACAACCCACCACCCCCUGUCAACCCACUACUUUUUUUUUUUUUGUUUCCCUCUACCUCCCAAACUUUUUCUCCCUUGUCACCAAACGGCAACAAAUGAAACAAAUGUCCAGGGUUCAAUCAUGGUUCUUCUCAUUAAGACUAUUUUUAACUGUUCUGUUUCGCUGUUACGCGUGCAUUUUUCUGUGUGAGUGUAUGUAAAAAGUGAGAAUGAUAUGGAAUUUGAUGAGCUGUUUUCUUUAUGUAUGUAUGAUUUUUUUUUCUCUCUUCUUACUGCACCUUCUGUUACAUUUUCCUGUCUUUUUGGGUUUUUUUUUAUUUUAAAGCUGGGUUCUGCUCAUACCUGAUGUAAAUUCAAUCUGGGUGCUGGAGGAGAGAAAGAUGGAGAGAGGAGCCUUAGCUGUGUAUGUUAAGGUUCUGCACUGUUUAAUGCUAAACACAAGCUUUUGUACAUCCUGUUUCAAAGGUCUGUAUAUGUCUACAUGUCAUGGGAGGGGAGGGGGUGGGAUCAAGUUCGCACGGUUAAACAGUAACGGCACAUACCACUCACUGGGUGCACAGGUGGAUAUAUGUGCAGAGGAGUCUGUAAAUGAAAUGGAUUCACAAUGACAUAUAUUUCUCUUCCCAUUUGAAAACCAAUGAUUUAAGAAUGCAGUCAUGGAUGUGAAAUAGUUUUUUUUUUUUUUGUAGAUAUAUGAAAAAUACAAAUGGGUUGAGUUUUUUUGUUUGUUUUUAGCUUAUCUGAAAGUUAAAGAUGAAUAAAAUAUCCAUUUAUUUGAAUUAUGCCAUCAUGAUGAUCACUUUGUGUUUGCCAUUGCUUUGUCAGGUUUAGUGCUGCUACUGCUUUUUUGUGCUUGUGAGGUACUGUAGAUUGACAAUAAUGUUGCCGAAGCAAAGUAGUAUCUAAUGAAUGAGACUCAUAAAAGUGUAAAAUGAAAGUUCAUUAUUUUUAUCCAGUUCAAACAAAGGGGCUUUUCACAAGUUGCUUCAAAGUGAUUUAGCCAAAGAUGAUUAUUGGUGGGAAUUCUUAGACUGUAGGAGAGGAGAACUCAAAGGUGGUUUUGGAGGAAAAACCCUUUCCUUAAUCAUAAGAAAGUCUUUGAUUGGGAGUGUGUUUAAUGCCAAAUGUUUACACUAAAAAUGACUGUUGACUAUCUUGACAGGAACAGGAAGUGUCACUGUGUCUGUGGGUUAUUGGUCAACAUAACUUUAAAAUGACUCAAGUAGAAUCCACCGGUUAUUUAGUAGUUUAUGCCUUUCAUCCUCUAAUUAUCUGUAGUCUAGACUGACCUUUAAGAAAACUAUGGAAGAGAAAUCAGCAGGAUGGUUUUCCGUAUGUAUCGUUGCAAUCAAAUUGUUAAAGAGAAAAGAGAUGAUGAGUCAUUAUCGACCUUUAUUGUAAAAGCUCCAGUCACUCUAGUCAACUCACUUAAGUUGAAUCUGUGGUUACAAACCGCUGAGUGGGCUUGAUUUGAUGUAAAUGCACACUAAAUGAAAGUCACGUGUAAGUUAAGAGGAACAUGAUAGCUGACACUGUUAUGUGGAAAUGCAAUAAUUUAUCCGCUGUAUGACAUAAUCCCCGCCCUAAAACAUUUUACAGUAAAACAGACAUGAAUAUCAUCGAGUGCAGGUCUAGUUUUUGUUUUGGUUGCAAUAUCACAUCAUUCCCAGAGGAAAUCCUGUAUCUACGCAGCAAUUCAGGAAAUAACUGUGUGCUUCAAACUGCAUAUUGUACUGUGUAAAAUCUAAAUUAGCUAGAUGUGAAGGUUUGUGGGAUAGCAUCUGAAUGCAAGUGUCAUUCUCAGUUGGUCUAAUUAUGUUCCACUUUUCUGACUGCAGAAACGGAAGCAAGAGUGAUUGAAUUUGAUAUUGUAGAAUAAUGUGACAUAUAAAGUCAAAUAAUCAUCUAAAAUAAGUAGAAAUUAAAUGAAUAUGACAUGACUUUUUUUUUUUACCUAGAAAUAGAAUUAUCUGCUAAUCAGUUAAUGUUAAUGGGCUGUUUGUCAGCCCUUGUUGCUUUCAGUUCAGUUGGCAGACAGGGUGUCCCCAGUGAAAGCAGCUGGUUUCAACUGCUAUAAAAGUCCUUCUACAGUAUUUCAGGGUAUCUCACUGCCCAUUUAUAAAAACCUAAACAUACUUUUCCCAAUUCAUAACUAGUGUGCCUGAUUUUAUUUGUGUACUGACUCCUCGUUUCUCAAGUCUGUCCAAGUGCGAACACAUACAAUCGCAGCUUUCCAGACUGCAAUGCCAGAAAAAACUGGAUGCUGGAAUCCGGUCAUCCAGUUCUGCUGAUAUUUAACGCACCUUUCUCCCUCAGUUUUCCCUGAAAAGAUAUUUCAACUCAGUACCUCAGAAAUUUUUUUUUUUUAAUCAAAUCAACGUGGGUAAGAUUUGUUCAGUAUACUGCUUGGCUUUCUAAAUAUUCAUAUAUACAAUAAUCCCACUCAUUCGUGCAUCAGAUAUCGUGUAGGAAAGGGUAGGUGAAAAAAAAAAAAUUCAUUAAAUUUGUGUGCUCGUGGUGAAUUCACAUCCAGUAAGAUCAACUCAGGAAGUGAAAUUUAAUCAAACUUCAAAGAUGUGAGGUUAUCAUAUUUAUACUUAAGAAAUGUACAUGAAUGACCACCAAAUUUACAAAACAUUCAGUUCACAUGUCAGGUGUUUUGCAGUUUCUGCUACACUUUUAGGAUGCGGGUGGGUGCAUGGGAAACAAUGUUGAUGAAGUAUUGCUUUGAAGGUUAUUUCUAUGGCUUUGUAAAUGAUAUCUGCUCACGUUUUGUGGAUACAUUUAACUGUGACGAAAGACUUGAGAUCUGAAAAUGUAUAGAAAUGUAUAGGAUUAAAGUCUAAUAGUUUAAAAUAUAAAUCUUGAGAGGUAUGUAUGAGACCAGGGAGACCAAGUUUGUCUUCAAUAAUGUAAAACAAUAAAAUGGUUUUUGAAAGAGUAAAUAUAGUGAAACAUAUUGAACCUGUAGAUGUCUUUCAUCUAAAUAAAUGGUCCAAGUUGGCCAAAUACUGGCCGCUCCCAUUCUCACCUCCAUCGCUGUACAAACUUCUGCUUCUAACAUUUUUUACUUGUUACUCUAUAUUUACCGUUGUUAUUACCUCUGCAAAUCUGCUCUUUAAUCACUUUUUGUUCAUGUUGUUUUUACUGACAAAUAUAAUGAUAGUUACAGGCUUAUUAGUGUAGGAUUUUUUAAUCAAUCAGGGAUGUUUCGCACCAUGCACUGUCGCUGGGUAGAUAUAAGAUUAUUAGAUUAUUAUUACAACUGCGAAAAAAUAAACAACUGAAAUUAACAGUAUUUCUGAUUUGUAUUCCUUUUGUUUUCAAAUCAAAUCACAAAUUGUCUCUGUUACAAGGUAGAAAUAAAAAAAAUAGAAUUUGUA
Messenger RNA from Sphaeramia orbicularis (orbiculate cardinalfish), 4617 nucleotides. RefSeq names its product protein phosphatase 1, catalytic subunit, alpha isozyme a (gene ppp1caa). Gene Ontology annotation, molecular function: protein serine/threonine phosphatase activity. The transcript is spliced from 8 exons. Bases 217 to 1215 code for a protein of 332 amino acids. NCBI's taxonomy places the organism in Eukaryota, Metazoa, Chordata, Actinopteri, Kurtiformes, Apogonidae. Gene Ontology annotation, cellular component: cytoplasm; nucleus. The record is from RefSeq and is a predicted model, not a curated record.